AUGGCGGCCUCAUAUUCCAAGAAGAAGUGCGGUGUUCUCGGUGCCACUGGCUCCGUCGGUCAACGAUUCAUUCUCCUUCUCGCCGAUCACCCUUUCCUGGAGCUCCAUGCUCUGGGCGCCUCAGAGCGCUCCGCGGGCAAGAAGUACAAGGAUGCGGUGCGAUGGAAGCAGUCUUCUCCCAUGUCGGAGAAGCUCAGCAACCUAGUUGUGCGUGAAUGCAAGGCCAGCAAGUUUGCUGACUGUGAUCUUGUCUUCUCCGGCCUGAACAGCGACAUUGCCGGCGAGACUGAGAUGGAAUUCAUUAAGGCAGAGAUCCCCGUCUUCUCCAACGCUAAGAACUACCGCAAGGACCCCAUCGUUCCCUUGGUCGUCCCCACCGUGAACCCCUCCCACAUGGAUCUUAUCCCUCACCAGCGCAAGCACUUCGGUCUGAAGAAGGGUUUCCUUGUCUGCAACUCCAACUGCGCCGUCAUUGGUAUUGUCAUUCCCUUCGCCGCUCUGCAGGCCAAGUUCGGUCCCGUGGAGGAGGUCGAGGUAUUUACUGAGCAGGCCAUCUCCGGUGCUGGUUACCCCGGUGUGCCCAGUUUGGACAUCGUCGACAAUGUCAUUCCCUACAUCAGCGGCGAGGAGGACAAGCUGGAGAACGAGGCUCAGAAGAUCCUUGGUGGUCUGAACGCCGAGGCUACCGCUUUCGACGAACAAGUUGGUCUGCGCAUCGGUGCUACCUGCACCCGUGUUGGCGUCACUGACGGUCACAUGGCCUUUGUGUCGCUGCGUUUCAAGAACCGCACUACUCCCACUGCGGAGGAGGUCGUGCAGGCUCUGCGCGAGUACAAGUCUGAGGCUCAGAAGCUCGGUUGCCCCUCGGCACCUGCUGACGCCAUCAAGGUCUUCGAUGAGCCUGAUCGCCCUCAGCCUCGCCUGGACCGUGACAUUUCUGGCGGAUACACCGUCAGUGUUGGACGUGUUCGCGAGGGAGUCAAGGGCGGUUUCUUCGAUAUCCGCUUUGCCGCGCUCUCACACAACACCGUUAUUGGCGCGGCGGGAUCAUCGAUCCUUAACGCCGAAGUGGCCGUUAUCAAGGGCUACAUCUAA
Molecule: messenger RNA, 1095 nt
Organism: Penicillium malachiteum
Lineage: Eukaryota; Fungi; Ascomycota; Eurotiomycetes; Eurotiales; Aspergillaceae
Product: aspartate-semialdehyde dehydrogenase family protein
Exons: 3
Coding region: 1-1095 (364 amino acids)
Biological process (GO): L-threonine biosynthetic process
Molecular function (GO): NADP binding; aspartate-semialdehyde dehydrogenase (NADP+) activity; NAD binding
Source: RefSeq, a predicted model, not a curated record